CUUUUUUUUCUUUUUCUCCUUCUUCCUUCUUCCUUCUAGGCGCCUCGCUCCGUCUACAGCACCAAGGGCCAUCUCCGGGCGGCGGUCAGCCAUGGAGUUCACGGUUCGCGAGCUCUGUCGACUGGAAUGCUAAUUGCCAUCCCCACGUACGUAUGCCGUACUCGUGGCCCGUGGCGGGCGAGGGCAAUUGCAGGGUUACGAGCGGCGCAAUGUGGCUCGACAAGUACCGUACAGGGGGGGUUGGAUCCUGUACCUUACGCUGUGCGGCCUCGGUGGACGCACAUGUACUGGGCGAAGCUAAGAGAAGUACCCCGAGCCGGAGCUGAUAGCUCGUACCUGGGUCACCUAGUGCGCAUGGUGCAGCGCCGCCCGCAGAGAGGGGGACCCUCAAAGGCUCAAACACACUUGUCGGCCAGUCGUGGUGGAGUGGCUUCCCCUGAUGCUCUGGGGGAAGCACCAACAGUGGGACCGCCGCCGGGUCUUGGGUUGGCCUGGGAGGCUGCUAGGGCACCUCCUGUAACUCCAGUGCGCCGUUCCUGUGAAUUGUGAUCUGAGAUGGUGGACAUUGGGACCCGACGGGGGCUGCUGGUGAACAGCCUAGUAGAGGACGUGCCUGCGGAUGUGUUGCCUCUGCUUGACGUCCGUGAUGGCUCCCGUCCUGAUGGCACGGCGGAGGCAUGGGGAGAUUUAUGGCAUGGGAAAGUCGACAAUACCAAUUCUAAAUAAACCCUUCGUUCGUUCGUUUCUUGCUUUCUUCUUCCCAGAUCUACACUAGGGAUAACGCAAUGUGCUCUCCCUCCACCCCCAUGCCAUGUUGAUCUCCCGGCCCCAACUGCAACAUGGCAUCUAUCCUAAUUAAGCCAAUUUCUGACAAACGCCGCUCGUUGUCCUUUGGGCGGCCGUCCGCCACAACCACAAGAAGGGCGCCGCCUCCCACAGUCAACUGGUCGCCAGGCUAAACCCGCC
Messenger RNA from Ilyonectria robusta, 966 nucleotides. RefSeq lists its product as uncharacterized. The record is from RefSeq and is a predicted model, not a curated record. The coding region runs from base 127 to 549 and encodes 140 amino acids. Lineage: Eukaryota; Fungi; Ascomycota; Sordariomycetes; Hypocreales; Nectriaceae. The transcript has a single exon.